CGUCAUUCASGAGAAGAAGCAAGCAUCCAAAACAAUCAUGGGAGGACAUCAUUCCAAGUUCACCGAGGAAGAACUCAAAGAUUAUCAGGAGCUGACGUAUUUCACGCAAAAGGAAAUUUUACAUUGUCACAAGCGUUUUUCACAAAUUGAUCCUGAUGCUGUAAGGCUAAACAAGAAUGCCAAAAUUAACCAAAGGAAGAUMCUGACUACCUUACCAGAACUAAGAGUAAACCCUUUCAGAGACAGAAUAUGUAAAGUGUUUUCGUCAUCCAAAGAUGGAAAUCUCACAUUUGAAGACUUUUUGGACAUGAUGUCUGUAUUCAGUGAAAAUGCUCCCAAAAGUGUGAAAGUUGAGUAUGCAUUCAGAAUAUAUGAUUUCAAUGAAGAUGAUUAUAUUUGUGAAAAUGAUUUAAAGAAAGUUAUCCAAAGACUGUGUGGUGACCAAAGACUUUCAAAUGAAAAUAUGCAGGCAUUAAUAGAAAAGAUAUUUGAAGAAGCAGAUCUGGAUGAAGACAACCAGUUGUCAUUUGCAGAGUUUGAGCAUGUGAUUUCUAAAGCUCCUGACUUUCUCAACUCCUUCAGAAUCAGAUUAUGAAACUGCAGCCAGACAAGUUGAUCUUGUUUCCAUUCAUCACAAUUAUAUUGUACAUAUCCCUCAAUAUUUCAGUAACUAAAAUGCUAUAGGUUUCUUCAUGCUAGUUUUCUAAAGAGCAAAUUUUUGUAUGAUAUUGUAUUCAUGAAAUAGUUAUUUAAUGCAUAAUUCACAAAUGGCAAUACUCAUAAUUCCACUUCAAUAAAGAAGUCAUUAUUAUUGUUAUCAAAGAAUGACAGUAGUGGUUGAGCUUGCAUAAUUUARGAUUUUUCAAUUUUGAAUGGUCAAUUAUUUUUCACAUGUGUCUGAUAUUAUAUGGUGCACCAGCUGCUAGGCUGGAAGUUAGUGAAAUAGAGUGCUGAUGUUACAUGCAAGAAUUAAUUUUCAUAGAAUAAUAUUGUCUGCAUUUAAUGUAAUGAUAUGUAUAGACUCUAAGUUAUAUAUUAUUGGUGUGCCUAAAACCAAACUUCAGCAUUUCAGUCCAACAUUUCCUUUACCUUUAAAAUAAAUCGUCUUUUUGUAAAAGGACUGCUUUUUAGGACAAGGGUAAGCUAGGGUUUCCCAGCUAGUAUAUAUAGAGUCUCUCUCAUUAUUGKUCAAAUAAAUUACUACAACUAGAAAGACUGCUAGACAGUGAAAACUAGGGUAUGUUAGGAUAUUGAAAGAUCACAGAUUUGGUAAAAUAAAAAAUAAACACAAGGAACUAAAAUAUUUUAAAGCA
Messenger RNA from Exaiptasia diaphana, 1313 nucleotides. RefSeq names its product calcium and integrin-binding family member 2. Gene Ontology annotation, molecular function: calcium ion binding. The record is from RefSeq and is a predicted model, not a curated record. The transcript has 8 exons. Bases 38 to 595 code for a protein of 185 amino acids. NCBI's taxonomy places the organism in Eukaryota, Metazoa, Cnidaria, Anthozoa, Actiniaria, Aiptasiidae.